Molecule: messenger RNA, 1291 nt
Organism: Suillus paluster
Lineage: Eukaryota; Fungi; Basidiomycota; Agaricomycetes; Boletales; Suillaceae
Product: aspartic peptidase domain-containing protein
Exons: 7
Coding region: 1-1245 (414 amino acids)
Biological process (GO): proteolysis
Molecular function (GO): aspartic-type endopeptidase activity
Source: RefSeq, a predicted model, not a curated record
AUGAAGCUUGCACAUACUUUCACGUCUCUCCUCGCGCUAGUGUCGCUAGUCGCUAGCUCACCGACCCAACAGCUGAACACUCACGCUCUACGCCUACCACUCGAGCGCAGGAAUAAUCAAAUCACCGUGGAGAGUCUCCGAGCACACCUUGCACAAGUCUCCGCGAAGUACCGUCAGGGGUUUGCGGCGUAUCAGGCCAAUGAAGGACAUGCCCACCCGUUGAGCAAGCCAUCCAGCUCGAAAAAGGUGAAGCGAGAUGCUGGUGAUGUUUUUUUGAUAGCUCAGGGUAUUGAGCUGUGGUAUGCUUCGAUCGAUGUCGGUUCGCCGGCGGUGACUUUCACAGUGUCCAUUGACACGGGCAGCGCGGAUCUGUUCCUUCCUUCUACCGCCUGUGUUACAACUUGCGACGGCCACACUAAAUAUGAUCCAUCCAACUCCUCAACAGCUAUCGACCUUAAGAAGUCAUUCGUACUUACUUAUGGCCAAGGCGAAGUUGCGGGAGAAGAGUACACUGACAACGUCGUAAUUGGAGGAUAUAAGGCUGAAGGACAGACCAUCGGGGCUGCAUCUAACUAUUCUUCCGACUUCUCAAGUGAGAAUUUCGUGCCUGACGGGCUAGUCGGCUUUGCAUUCGAGUCUAUAUCCGAAUACGGAGCAUCUCCGCUCUUUCAGACCCUCUUGCAACGCGGAGGGUUGCGAGAAGCUGUGUUCGGCGUCAAACUCUCCGCUACCUCCAAUGCUAGCGAACUGUUUGUUGGAGGGAUCAACACCACGCUGUAUCAGCAAAACACUCUAACAUAUAUACCUAUAACUAAGGAGGGCUACUGGCAAGUAACGCUCGAUCAGGUUUCUCGAGCUGGCGUUUCGGUGGGGACGUCGGGGGCAACGUCUAUUAUUGACACCGGAACAACUUUGAUCGUGACGGAUAUGGAUAGUGCUGCAUCCUAUUUUGAUGGCAUUCCUGGUGUUGAGUCAUAUGAUGAUGAAUCCGAGGUGCUUUAUUCAAUUCCGUGCGAUACGAUCGACAACUAUGCGCCGACCCUCACCUUCGGAGGACAUCCGUUUACCGUGUCCGGGGAAACGUUCAAUCUCGGACCUGUUGAACAGGGAUCCAGCGACUGUCUAGCUGGUGUCGCGGGCUCUAACGAAGUUGAUUUCUGGGUCGUGGGUGACGUGUUCUUGCAGAACGUGUACUCGAUCUAUGAUAUGGAUGGAUCGCGAGUUGGAUUUGCCGAGCUCGCAUAGGGCUCUUGACGUGAGUGCUUCUGCUGAGGGUUGUACUACAGGAGCA